This is a messenger RNA of Apus apus (common swift), 4143 nucleotides long. RefSeq names its product potassium channel tetramerization domain containing 2 (gene KCTD2). Gene Ontology annotation, biological process: protein homooligomerization; proteasome-mediated ubiquitin-dependent protein catabolic process. The transcript has 6 exons. Gene Ontology annotation, molecular function: cullin family protein binding. Gene Ontology annotation, cellular component: cytoplasm; Cul3-RING ubiquitin ligase complex. NCBI's taxonomy places the organism in Eukaryota, Metazoa, Chordata, Aves, Apodiformes, Apodidae. The record is from RefSeq and is a predicted model, not a curated record. Bases 52 to 783 code for a protein of 243 amino acids.
UGCCCGGAAGCGGCGGGGGGCGAUGGCGGCGCGGGGGCGGUGAGCGGCAGCAUGGCCGAGCUGGCGGAGGGGCCGCCCGGGGGCCGCACGCCCAGCCCGGGCCCCGGGGGAGCGCCGGGGCCGCCCAGUCCCCGCGCGGCUGGGGCGGCGGCCGGCGGGGCUCUGUCCCCUCCCGGUGGGGCCCGGCCGCCCGCCGCCGCUUCCAAGUGGGUGCGCCUGAACGUGGGCGGCACGUACUUCGUAAGCACCCGGCAGACGCUGUGCCGGGAGCCCAAGUCCUUCCUGUGCCGCCUCUGCUGCCAAGACGGGCCCGAGCUCGGCUCCGACAAGGAUGAGACAGGGGCCUAUCUCAUCGACAGAGACCCCACCUACUUUGGUCCAAUCCUGAACUACCUCCGACACGGGAAGCUGAUCAUCAACAAGGAGCUUGCAGAAGAAGGGGUACUGGAAGAAGCAGAGUUUUACAACAUCGCGUCUCUGGUGCGGCUGGUGAAGGAGCGGAUCCGGGACAACGAGAACAGAACCUCUCAAGGACCUGUGAAGCACGUGUACAGAGUCCUGCAGUGCCAAGAGGAGGAGCUCACACAGAUGGUGUCCACCAUGUCCGACGGGUGGAAAUUUGAACAGCUGAUCAGCAUUGGAUCUUCCUAUAACUAUGGCAACGAAGACCAGGCAGAAUUCCUCUGUGUGGUGUCCAGGGAGCUCAACAAUUCCACCAAUGGCAUCGUCAAGGAGCCCAGUGAGAAGGCCAAGAUUCUCCAGGAGCGAGGAUCCCGGAUGUAACUCCCCUGUGCACUCCACAAAAAAACUCCUGGAUGUCCACAGGGCUGUCCAGCUGGGCAGAGCAUCUCUCCACAGCACAACCUGGCCCUUGUACAGUAACCAAGCUCAUGCAAAGCAAAGCCCAGCCUGUCCUGCCAAUGGUGAAUAAGUCUGGUCAUAACCAAAGGCUUCCCUCUCAACCUGGAAACCAAGGAAGGAAACGACCCUUCCAGUUGGACAGUCCUUUCCACAAGUAUUUGUUUUAUUCUCCUGGCCAGUGCUGUAUUGAAUUUUUCCAGUAAUGCCUGAGCUGGGCUCCCCAUGGGAGCCUUUGUGAAGGUUGCUCAGGUCCAGAGGCCCCUGUGAUCAGUCCCACCUUCCUAAGGCUGGUGUGGGUGGGAAGAUCUGCAUUGGAGCUGGGCCAUGUCUCACACCCAGCUCUGCUACCAGAACAGCCCAGGGGGGGUCUUGCCAUGCUCCCCCCUCCUGAUCAGCCAGCCCCCCAGAUCAGACCCACAGGGCUUUAAAAAAAGGAACAAAACAACCACUCAAGAAAAAAAAAAAACCAAACUUUUUUCCAUCCUUGCUUUGCAUUUGUUCCUUGUUCAGGUCCUGAGAGCUGAGUUGAGCAGCUGAGGGAGAGGAGCUGUGUGUGCCCCUGGCAGGGGCUCCUGGCACCUUCCAACACCCAUAACUCUGCAUGCUUAGAGAGACUUGCACCCACCCAGACUAGCAACAGAGAGAUCCUUCUGUCCUUCACACUCCUCUGCUGAGGAAGAGUGGUGACAUCUUCCCCUCCAGUCCCCUGCCAUGGCUUAGCCUGGUGCUAAGCCACGAGGUCAGGGACUUGUUGCUGCCAAGUUCAGCUUUGCCUUGUUUGUCUGCAGCAGUGAGGGCUCCAUCUCCUUCCUUCUCACCAAGGGGGAGACCUGAGGAAGAAUUUCUUUUGUACUGUAGCAAGCAGGUAGGUUUGUUUUCACCCCUGAGAUCCACUGUGGAGGAGAUCCCCCCAUUUACACACCAGGAUGUCUCUGCAGCCCCCUCAUGUCCCCACCUUUCAGAAUCCACCUCAAAUUACAGAGGGGAAUCACAGAGUUGGGGUGGGGGGGAGGGUUGGUGAAAAGUUGCCAAACUUGUAACGAUGUUUCUUGUCCAAAGUGAUGUGUUGACUUCUGUGACCUUUUAUUUUGUUCUGGAAUGCCUUGGAUGGAUGUGCAAAAUGCUCGUUUGUGCCUCUCUUGAAUUCUAACCUCAGCCAAACUGCAGUCACUGGUUCCCCUCUGUCAAUCUGUGCCAUCCCUCACCAAGGGCAUGUCCCCUCUAGCCUGGUAAAUGGAAUUUCUUAGGAAUUUGCUGCAUGUUUUUUUCCCCUCUUAAAUCCUGGCCUUGUUCUUUGUAGCCCAAGUGUCCGGGCACUUGGAUCUUUUCGAGUUAAGUCCCAAACUGACAUGAAACCCAGAGCUUCAGAGACACUGGAACUCACAGACCUUGACAAGCUCAGAGCAGAUGUUUCUCCAGAAGGUAUCAGAGAAUUCUGCACCUGGCCUGAGGAGCUGGGCUCCUUCCUGAAAGCAUUCAGCUACCUGUGGUCUCCUGAAGGUUUUGAGGUAGAACUAGGCAGGUUUCCCAUGGUAUCACCUGCUGCUGACAGGGCCUUGCAGGAGCAGAACGUGGCCAGUGGUCCAGCAGGCAGUUCAGCAAAGGAGACCUGCAGCAAAGACACCGCGGGCACCGCUCGCUCUGCCUCUUCACUCCUUCUGUAGGUCCUCUUGCCUGUCCUCUCCCAUCUUGCUUUGCCAACGUACCUCCUCUGGUGGAGGCUUUGCCUCAUUUUCAAGACAGACUGGUUAAUUAUCUGUGCUAGUUGAAUCCUGGUAACAACAGACCGUGCCAAAUGCCUUUGAGUUGCCGUUGUCAGUUGCAGGCUGCUGAAGCACAGCUGGCUUGAAGAACCCAGCGCUUCUUCUGCCCUCCAUCUUCCCUGUUUGUAACCUGGUGAGAUGGUCCUGGUGUGAUUAGAUUGUACACCUUGGCUGGGCCUGAACAACACUGUGAUGUGUAUAGAUCUCUCUCCUCUGUCAGUGUCCUGUAGCCUCAGGCAUCAUCCACCUGUGCUCACAGCUAAGGAUCCUCAGUGCGUGUGCGAGUCAAGCUGCCUGAAGAGCCCUUGAACACUCUCAUCUGUCUUCUUUCCUUCCUCAGAGGAGGGAGUUUCUGGGAGCUGGUCAAGAAGUAUCAAACUAAAGGCAACGGGAACUGGUCGAGCUGCUUUUGUCACAUUGGUGCCAGCCAAGCACCUUGCUGUUCAAAGCAUGGAGCUCACCCCAACACUGGUUGCACAGGGAGACCUGCCCAGUACAGCUCAAGCAGACAGAAACAAUACCUCAUUGCUUUUCUUUGUCACCAAAAAUGCAGUAUGUGGCCAAGCCCACCAGAGGAUUGCCUGAUGCUAGAGUGAUGCCACCACUUCCACAGAGAGCCUGCAAAUCACCCUUCCCAGUUGAGUGGAACAGCUCUUUAACUCACGUGCACAGGAAAGGCCAAAGCUGCAUCUUGGAUUUCCCUUCUGCAGUGACAACGUGCCAGAGGGCUGAAGACUCUUGGGGUUUGAUUGCAAGGUCUUUAAGUUCAACAGAAGAAGUUUAUGGUAGAAGACCAGUCAUGGUACUGGACACUGAAGUUCUUGGGUGAUACUUAGGACCAGGUGUGCAGUCCAUCCAGAGCAGGUACGUUCCCCAGUGGAGGAUUUCUCCUUUCCUGACCAUUCUGGGUCAUCUUUACCCUAAGACCAAGGCUGGUCUCAGCAUUAUGCAGCAGUUGCAUCCCCUUCUGUGCUCAAGACAAGGCUUCUCCUUCCAUUGCCUUUCCCUCAGUCACAACUGCAUCCAAACUAGCACUUCAUCAGCCUGACAUUUGUCCCGUUCACUCUAAAAAAGGUAGCAGCAGGGAGGUAGAUGAGCAGGGGUAGAUCUAGAUACCCAAGGGUGUUUGUGCCUCUUGGCAAGGUUCACUUUGAAGUAUUAAUCCUGGGGAUGAAGAGUAGGACACUCUGGUUGGUUUUGUUUGUUGUUUGUUUGUUUUUAAAACUUCCCCAGCCGCCUAAAUUGUUCCAUUAUGGCAAGACUGGAAAGAACCUCUUCAAAGUGUCUUUGUCUCUGCACAUUUUUAGAACUCGAUUUCUCUCAGGGGUAACUGAGUGGGCUGAGGCAGAGGGGACGUGGUGGCCAUGGGGUGGAGCAGCCCCCCAGGCCUGCAGCUGGGCCAUGGGCUCCUCCCCUGGGCUUUGCCUGCAAACCUGGAGGUUUUGUACAGUUUGUCACGUGUCAGUGCCCUUUGCUACUGUUUCUCUUUGGUUAUUAAAUGUGUUUGAAUAACAGUUGA